This is a messenger RNA of Dreissena polymorpha, 2216 nucleotides long. RefSeq lists its product as uncharacterized. Bases 41 to 1783 code for a protein of 580 amino acids. The record is from RefSeq and is a predicted model, not a curated record. The transcript is spliced from 12 exons. NCBI's taxonomy places the organism in Eukaryota, Metazoa, Mollusca, Bivalvia, Myida, Dreissenidae.
UCAUGUAUCUAUUGCGCGGAUCGGUUCAAACCUGGUGUGCAUGGAGAAUCGCACAUUGACUCUCGUAUCCAUGACAACCGUGUCACACAGCCAGGUCACGAGCUUGACCUACAACCUUGGCCCCGUUUCUCAUCCGGGGUUCGAAGGCAGGAGUGAGUUAAUAAACCCGUCGAACAACACGAGAGAAGACGAGAUCGAGUUCAAAGUCUCGCUAUUAAUAUCUGACCACGUGAUGAACACGCAGGGUUCCUUCAUCGCCAUAGCAACCACGUUGACCGGAAACAACGGCGUCCCGUCGACCGGACACACGUCCGUAGGCGUCCUCGUUACGGAAACCGAGCGUCCUGAACUCAUCAUCAGCUUCCUUAUGGAAACGUUUCUACACACGCAAAAGAUGUCUGGAGAUAACGUGACGUGCACGGUUCUACUGCGGUCAACAAACACCUCCACGGCGCAUGCGCAAGAUGUAGCCGUGCACGUGUUGACGCCCCCGUACGUCGGUGUUGGACAACUCAUAGACGCUGUUGACGCCAACGUGACUGUUACCACCGACCCGGCUACGGGAAUCACCUUCAAAAUUUCCGAGAUAGACUUCACAGAUAACGUCAGUUUUAUUUUCAACCUGGUUCUCGAUCCCAAUAGGGCCUUUCCGGUAGGUUUAAUGCACGUUCCCACUGUACUUCCGGUUGACGUCACAUACCGGGGUGCACAGCGUCCGGACCGCGCGGACACGGGCGAGCUGUACUCGGACAUCAUCGUAAAAGAGUUCGGCUUUCACACGGGUAGUCCGGCGGCCCUGGGUAUCGAGUCCGGCACAGUACAGGCCUGUCAGCUCACUGCAUCGUCCAGUCGGGCCUCCAACCCGCCCACACAGGCCCGCCUGAACGGAAGUGGCGGCUGGAAACCGCUCGUCCGGGGAGCGCCAUUUUGUGGCAUGGAAUAUCUGCAGGUUGAUUUCGGCUCUUCCGCCUACAUAACGGGCAUACGACUCCAAUCAAGCGCGGAUGACGCGCAAAAUGUGAUGACGUCAUUUUACGUAACAUACAGCGAAGACUCCUAUGCGUGGUAUAACGUCACUGACAACGGCGGAUUCGCGACGAAAGAAUUUUCCAUCAACGUUCCUGGUAACGCUAACGUCAAUGACGCCUAUGAUAUAACGCUGAACGAGACGCAACAUUUCUGGACACGUUACGUGCGCCUGGUAUCCACUGACACACGCUGUUCCGUGGGAGCGAGGAUAGAACUGCUGGGUGUUAAACAGGCAUCAGCGCCGGUUGUCUGCGCCACUCUGGAGACCUACGUGAGUCCAGUCCCGGACCAGAGUUACGUGGUGAACCCGACCACAGGCACCGUGUUCGUGUGCGGCCUCACGCAGAUACAUGGAGAAGUGGCAUGUUCUAGAUCAGACCAGAUCGGAGCGUACUGGCAAGCAAUUUACGACAACGUGGGUUACGUCAUUGGCGUUAUUGAUAAUACCAGUGACGUCAUAGCCAUGUCACGUGACAGCACUGCGCACCUCCUCAGUGAAGAUGACGGAAUCACGUGGGACGUUCUGACCAAUGAACAUCUGGCAGAGCUCCUGAGCCAACCAGGAUACGUGUCUGCCACGGUGUUUCCGUACGGUGACUACAGGGAUGUGACGGUCAACACCAUGUACAACAACCAUGGAGUCAACGGUCCAGGCUUCACCUUGACGGGUGUAAUGGAGGGCGUGGCAGUAAAGGACGGGGGCCCGUGGAACGUGCUGGCUUGGUGGGGCACCCAGGACUGGGACCUCCUCUAGGGGAGACAACCCACUCCUUCAUCUCGUGUAGGGGAGGCAAUCACGAUAUACCAUUGGCGAGUUGUCGGACUUGUGUUACCAACCGUUAGCGAAUUUUGAAUGUUCGAUAUAUAAUGAUUUUGUAAAUAUUUGCGUGUUUGUUAAGAAUUUGUAUUUAACCGGCAACUGUUCUUCAACUAUUAUACCAGCUUCUUUGAACCUGCGUCCAAUAUUCAUUUCAAAUUAAGAUAAGGAUACGAUGAACUGUUUAUUUUAUAUCAGCAAAUGCUGUCAGAAUUUCCCACUUCUUUCAAUUUAGGCACGGCCUAUAGGAUGUUAAAACGUUUACAUACACGUUGCAACAGUCUAGUUCUAGGAGAGUAAAAAUGUAUACAGAGCAACCAAUAAUAAACAUGAUUGUAACAAGGAUAGAACAAUAUAAAACAAAAAAGUA